AAAAUACAGUGCACGUGCCUUGUGUCAUAUGUCAGUAGUCAGACAGACAGCUCUCAACUCAUCAUAACCUCAAAAAUUGCUCCAAAGAAAUUUUCAUUUCAGUAGUUUCCAUUUUUAAAAUUACUAUUCAAAAUAUUUCAAAAUUUUGUAAAACAGUGACCAGGCUCGAACAGAACAGAAUCUAAUAAAAUUAAUGCCCUGACUAAUUUCCCAUGUACCUACACGUUGAAAAUUCCGGAGCACUUGUGAUUUGGUGAAAAAUACUGACAGACAUUAUAAAGGACCUUUGUAUUGUUAAAAUCGAACGAAAUUGAACACUAAAAUUUCAAAUAAUGGAAGAGUACACUAGGGAACCAUGUCCAUGGAGAAUUGUUGAUGACUGCGGAGGAGCUUUCACAAUGGGCCUCAUUGGUGGAGGUGUCUUCCAAAGUAUAAAGGGAUUCCGUAAUGCCCCAUCAGGUAUCAACAAACGUCUGAUUGGAAGUGUAACAGCUAUAAAACAAAGAUCACCUAUCAUUGCUGGUAAUUUUGCUGUAUGGGGUGGCAUGUUCUCCACAAUAGAUUGUGCCCUUAUUCACAUGAGGAAGAAGGAAGAUCCUUGGAAUUCAAUAAUAAGUGGAGCAGCAACUGGAGGUAUUUUGGCAGCAAGGAAUGGCCUACCUGCCAUGGCUGGCAGUGCUCUGAUUGGUGGUGUUCUUUUAGCCCUCAUUGAGGGGGUAGGAAUCCUAUUUACCAGACUUUCAGCAGAACAGUUCCAACCUCAGCUGCCUCCCAUGGAGGAUCCCCAGAGUCUUGGGGAGCAACAACCACCUGGGGGGUAUGCUUUUCAGUAGUUUCUGCUUCAUGUUGUAUAGUUGUAAAUUAAUUAAAUAUUUCAAUUGGACUGGUGAGUUUAGUGACAUUUUGCUGGAAACACAAUGUUGUGGCUUGUAUGAAAGCUGUUCCUUUAACAUCUUGGAUGUUUUUUGUGAAAACUGAAUUUGCUGACUGGUAAUGCUCCAGGAAAUAAUUCAACUCAAGAAGAAAUUUGUGGAAUAUUCAAUAUUCCUAAUUUUGCUCAUAAGAUAUUGGGAAUAUUCUUUAUUUCAUUGAUUUUACUUCUUCAGGAUAAGAAUCAAUAGUGUUCAAAUGAGAUCAUAUUGAAUAUUGAUUUUCUUUAAUGUUUUUUUUUUAUUAUAAAUGUUUAUAGUUGUUUUUUUUUUUCAUUUCACUUGACAUUUGACCCUAUCUAGGAAACAGGAGUAGGUCAUGUUUUUGAUGGGUUUGGUUUGAAAAAUCCAAUCUACUGCAAAAUGAAUAUUUAUUAUAGUCAAUAGGAGAUUAUGGAAGAGUAAAGAUAUUCAUCACAUUCAAACAAUUUAAUUUCCAUUUAUUUUUAGGCCCAUUAACAAAUGUUCAAUACAAUUAUUAGGUCUUUUGAGUACAAAAAUAGGUAGGUACAUUAUUAGGUUUAUUGGAAGUUCAUUAAUUUCAAAUUACAUUGUCACUCAAAAUCCUCAUUUUAGAAAUUCAUUUAUUUUGAUGAAACAAGAUUCUGAUUAUCUACACUAAUAAUAGAUACCUAUUUAUAAUUGUUAUUGACUAAUAGAAUAACAUGUGGUGCAAAAGAUUUUAUUAUACAUUCAUUCAUAGAUAGAUACAUCAAUUUGAAAAUUUGGGAUUGUUUGUUGUUAUAGAUUUUUAUUGUGAAUACUCAAAGAUCUGACUGUUUAUUAUCACCUUUGGUAUUUCAUAUGAAACACCCUGUUCACCUAUCCACAUCAAAUGAGGACUUCAUGAAAAAAUCUACAUCUAUUUAAGAAUUUCCAGUACAACAUCCUUCAUAUUUGUCAAAAUUGGGAUUCUACAUAUGUAUCAAAUAUGCUUCACACCAUAUGUCUAACAGUUUAGAAGAAGGCGAAUUUUUCAUCAAAUCCAACUUCAGGAACAUAUACAACAAGAUGUUUUUAUUCAAAAUGUUUGAGUGCUAAAAUUCUCUGCAUCUGAAGGAAUAUUGAACAUGUUUUCAUUUACUAUGUAAAAAUUGCAAUUUGCUUCAAAAAUGAUUGUAUCUUGAUUAUUGAGUAGAAAAUGACAAAGUAUUGCCAGAUGCUGAGGAUUAUCUCCAAAUUCCAGAAAGUUAAAAGAUAUAACAUAUCAAUUCUUGGUAUUCUAAUGUGUGACACAGUUACAAGUUACUUUCUAUUUUGCUUCUGAAGCAUUAGGCGUCAAUUCACAAUUAGGGAAGACUAGUGAUGUAAACGUGGCACCACAGCAUUUAAAAUAAAAUAUUACGUUGAAGCCAAGUAACUGAAACAAAAACAAUGCAUCAUCAUAUCCACUAAAAAAAAAAAAAAUCGAAUGAAGUAUCAAUUUCUCUCGGCAACUUGACAACACCGUUAGCAUAAGCAAAAUUCGCAAACUGAGACAUCAGGGGCGGCCGAGGGGGCGGCUAUCCUUUUUUCAACGAAUGUAAUAGUUUUCAAUCUUUGAUAUGAAAUAGCAUUAUUAUACUUUUGGUUCUACCCGAACGCACUUUUUGCAGACAGCUAUUUCAUUGAAGAUCUAUAUUGGCUAAGCGUUGUUUUAUUCUAACGCUUUUUUGGCCGACAGCUGUUUUAGCCGAGCGCCCUUUUGUUUCAACCACAACGUCUUCUCGACUGCUGUUUUUACGUGAGCUAUCUUGGCUAACAGCUAUUUUUAAUCAGUGCGCUAUUUGGUUGAUCUCUUCUUUGGGCAAGUGUUUUUUUAAUUUAGCGCGUCUUCUCCAGAGUGCUCCUGUUUUAUCUGAAGACUUUUUUGUCCGGGUGCUGUUUUACGAGAGCUAUAUUGCCUAACAGCUAUUUUAUCAAUACUCUAUUUGGUUGAGCGCUGUUUUGGCAAAAUAUGUUUUGGUCUAACGUUUUAUUUCUUUGUGCGUUGUUUUAUUUUUUAUUUGUGGGUUUGCUUGGUGCUUUGUCAUUGCAAUAAAGAAACACAAACUUUCACAACUAUUUUAAGCAAUUGCUGUUUCGGACAACCGUUGUUUUGGUUUAGGAUCUGUCCAACUGUAGGUAUACUCUAAUAUAUCUGAAGCUAUAUUUUGGACAAGUGCUGUAUCAUCAUAGAGAGGUUCCACACGGGAGACAACUAUUUGGUAGAUUGAACGACACACAGCCGAUGAGCGAUGAGGGCUAUUUUGGACAAGGAUUUUUUUGGAUUGGCGUAUUUUCGAGUGUGCGCUGUUUUAUCUGAAGGCUGCUUUAGCAGAGUGCUCUUUUAUUAAAGCGAUGUUUUAUAUAUACGAUAGGCUGCUAUUAUAUCAGAAUGGUAUUGUUGGUGCGCUAUUUUGGAAAAGGUAUGUUUUGGUUUAACGUCUUCUUGUUUGUGGGCUGUUUCAUCUGGAGGUUUUUGCCUGAGCGCUGUUUUAUCAAGGCCCAUUUUAGGCCGAAUUUUCGAGGGGAUUCUUUUAGUCGAGCGAUCCCAAAUUGGAGUUGACGAAGGGCAGCGGCGUCAGACGGGGAAUCACCGGGUCAUCGGGGAGUCCCUCCUCGUCCUGUCAACUGUCGUCGCACACGACAGCUAGAGAAUGGGCAUGGGUCAGGGCUGCCCAAAGGGGGGACCUGGAAGCACAAAAUAUAAACAAAUGGUCGGCACAAUAUCGAAGUUAAUUUAAUGUUCGACGUG
Molecule: messenger RNA, 3645 nt
Organism: Phaedon cochleariae (mustard beetle)
Lineage: Eukaryota; Metazoa; Arthropoda; Insecta; Coleoptera; Chrysomelidae
Source: the annotation of a GenBank genome assembly